Aspergillus clavatus NRRL 1 is the source of this 330-nucleotide messenger RNA. Its product is annotated as putative GPI anchored dioxygenase. The record is from RefSeq and is a predicted model, not a curated record. The coding region runs from base 1 to 330 and encodes 109 amino acids. The transcript has 2 exons. Lineage: Eukaryota; Fungi; Ascomycota; Eurotiomycetes; Eurotiales; Aspergillaceae.
AUGCGUGAUGAGCUGGCGAUUGUUAAGGGGCCGGGUACAGAGAGGCUGACCGACGCAGUUGAAGCGUCGGAUGAGUAUGAUCCCUUCCCGGAGUACUUGUACUUGGGUGAAGGGGUGGAGGACGGCCUGUUCGCAUGGAUCCAGAUCGGUAUCAAUGCUUCGGCGGACUACACGGACAACGAGGACUAUAGUAUUGCUGCGUACUAUGAGGAGGAUGGUGGUCAUCAGAACACAGAGAGUUCGGGCUUUGGAGGCCAGGGAGGGUCGAUGAAUGGUACAGCGCUUUCUGGUGCUAUUCCUUCGGGAUCUGCUCCCUCUGCAAGUGCAUAA